AUUAAUUAAUGAUUUAUUUUAUGAUAAUGUCAGACAUGUGAAUUCACUAGUUUGACCUGUGUUGGGCAGCUGAUUAGGAGGCUGGACUUUACAGCAGGAGAAAUACAGUGAAAUAAAUAAAUGGUGUCGCUUUAAGACGACAGCUAGAGGGAGGAGUACAAACCGGAUUCUAUUUAUUUUUCCCAAAACAGUUCUUGUAGUUCGUACACGUUUAUAGUUAGUAGUCCGAUGGACUGGUCACUAAAACUAAAUUAAUUUAAUCUAAACUUCUAUAACUGAGGGAGAAACAAACAGCAGCAACAUGUCAGUCUAUAAAUACUGAAAACUUCUGUAUCAGAAAUAAUAAUAAUAAAAAAAGCAAUACAGGUUUAAUAAAAAUCCUGAUUAUUACUGAGCACUUUUAAAUAACAGAUCCUAUAUUUGGAAAUGCGUAUAUUAUAAAUAUGUUUUGAGGAGGCUCGUAGCAUUAAUUUUACAUUGGCUUCUCCGUGGCUUCUUUCUCCGCUUUUAUUAUGUAUGGUGUAGCGGCACCCGGAAGUGAUGGCUUUAAGUUCCUUCAUAAUAUUAGGGCGCUUGCAGGAGUCGAUUGAAUAAACAAGGUGGAUCAAUGUCGCGUUUGAUGAAACGAUGAACUAUGCCGUGGCGAGGGAUUGUCUCUAAUACAUCACCGUUUUGAUCGGCGUUAUCAAUGCGUUUAGGUUUUAUUUGCUUAGUUUAACAACGCCUUGCAGACGAGCACUGGAUUUGGAGGGGGGGGGGGGAUCAAUUGUGGUCUGGCUUGCGAGCUGUUGUUGUAUCCACAGUGUGUCAUUUAGGUGAGAUCGUAGCCACGUGGAGGAAUUACUGAUUACACGGACUAUUGUAUCAUUUGGAGAGAAUGGCAGAGCUACACAUUGAAGCGAGUGCGGGCGGCCUCAUUGAGCAGAGCGAGCACCGGGAGACCCGCGGCUCGGUUAGCAUGCGCCUCCCGUCGCCCAGCUUUGUUCUUCCAUCUCGGAGCGGUUCUGCCAGCCCGGGCCUGUCCGCGUCGAGAGCCGUGUUCGGUUUCCCAAUGAAGAGCAGCCCCACAUCCCCAACAGAGUCCACAGAGAAACCGGGGUCCCGGUGGGUCCGGCUCAAUGUCGGAGGCACCUACUUUAUCACAACCAAACAAACCCUAUGCAGGGAUCCCAAAUCCUUCCUGUACCGACUCUGUCAGGAAGAUCCUGAUCUGGACUCGGAUAAGGAUGAGACAGGAGCUUAUUUGAUUGAUAGAGAUCCCACGUACUUUGGACCUAUCUUGAAUUAUCUGAGGCACGGAAAGCUGAUCAUCAACAAGAACCUUGCUGAGGAAGGUGUUCUAGAGGAAGCUGAGUUUUAUAACAUUGCGUCAUUGGUGAGGCUGGUAAAGGAGAGGAUACGAGACAAUGAGAACAGGACGUCUCAGGGCCCAGUGAAACAUGUGUAUCGUGUACUUCAGUGCCAAGAAGAGGAACUCACCCAGAUGGUCUCCACAAUGUCUGAUGGGUGGAAGUUUGAGCAGCUUAUAAGCAUUGGCUCCUCUUACAACUACGGAAAUGAGGACCAAGCGGAGUUCCUGUGUGUGGUUUCCCGGGAACUUAACAACUCCACUAAUGGGAUUGUUAUUGAGCCAACUGAGAAAGCUAAGAUUCUUCAGGAGAGAGGAUCCCGGAUGUAAGGAGACCUUUUUAGCUGUGCUGACACAGAUUCCCCCCCUCCCCUCCUCUCCUCUCUUCUAGUUUCUCUUCUUUAACCAUACAGCUGACUCAGUCAGCUCACAUGGCUACCCUUCCUUUCUAUCACCCUCCUCCCUUGUGCCUUUCCACAUUGGGGGGUGUCCCCCUCCCUGCAGUGCUGCAACAUCACCCAUCCAGCACCAUCACCUGAGGUCACUGCUGUUAUAAAAAAAAAAAAAAUAAAAAGUACAAAGUUAGAUGAUCUGUGAUGAUGCAGGACUCACUAUGAUGACUGGGGGGGAGUCCAAGUAAUAUUUGGGUCUGUCACUAUAACAACUGAUGUAGUCAUCUACAAUGCCUCGGAACUUGAUCAUUAAUCGCUUUCAUAUCCUCGUCAUAAUCAUCUAUAGACUUUGUCAUUGCUGGCAUGCUAGUUACAAGGGAUGCCUGUGCCCUGGUCAGCUAGGCUGUGUUAUCAUCAUCAAAAUCUCCUCAGGACUUCCAGGGGUGCAAAAAAAAAAAACCUAGUAGAAAAAAGCAGAAAUGUUUGCCCCCUACACCCCUCUCAUAUUAAGCACAUUUACUCACUGUGUAAAACCGAGCGAGUGUAUAAGUUAAUAUCAGCAGCAACACUCACUCGUUAUCAUUUCAGUGUCUACCACAGCCUGGCUUGGCCUUUGAACAUGCAGAGCCAUUUUUGUAUUGUAGUGUAUCUUUUUAUUUCACUCUUUCCCCUUGUGUUUGACCCACCUGAAUUCAUUGAAGGGUAUCGGAUGUUCCAAGUCACGUUGGAGGUGUUUAUUUAUCCCCUCAUGACAUGUGCGCGUCAAAAAAGAAACAUGCAAUGCUGAUGGUGUGAAAAGAUUAUGAACAUGGUUUUGUUACACUAGAGUUUGUUAGAAAACCAGUUUGUGUAUCGUAACAGUCACAUUUGACUAAGGAAGCUUAUGAAUCAACUUGUGCUCCUAGUUAGUUUUGUCCAGUGCCUCAUCACUUAUUUGCGUAUGUAAAUGAUUUUUUUUUGUUUGUGUGUUGUGUUCACCCUCUGGCUAUUUUUAUGCGACUGGAAAACUGGCACUCCAUAGUCUUAUUUCACACUAUUUCUCAAAAAUUGUUUUGUUUCUCUCUCUCUCUAUAUAAGUGCAUCAGUUCUUUUUGUCACAAAUGAGCUCCAUGAGACUGUUGACAGACAACAUGCUCAAACGAUUUUUGAGUCACUGCAGAACUCUGUUCUGUACUAUGAUUGUUCAUCUUUUUUCGACUUGGUAAGAUCAGCUCCAGUUCUCCAUAGAACUCUUUUUAUUUUGGCUGUUUAACUGUUCUAUCUCAUAUUUAAAAAAAAAAAAAGAAAAACAUUAGAUAAGUUAUAGUGGAAUAGCAGUGAAUGUUAAGGGCUCUAUUUUACAUGGAUUGAGAUGCUUGCCCUCAUGUCAAAAAUCUAUCGUAUAACUUCAGGUAAACUGUGCUUCUUUCAUAAUUUGACAUCAGCCAGUAUUUGGUCCUGUUUUACAUGUAAUUUCCUCAUUGUUUGAUAUCUAUCCACUUAAGACUAGCUUUCUAAAUAAAAUCACACACCCUUAAAAGUUAACUACUUUAACAUAAGGUCCUUGUUAAAUAUCACAUAGAAUGUAAAACUGCAUGUUUUGAUGUCUGUUAUUCAUGUUCAUUAAGAAGCCGCUGUCAUAGGCAGCAUGUAGAUGUAAAACUUUUGGUUUCAAUUGCACAUUUAAAAGCACUAUUUUUUUUUUUCAUUUGGCCCCUGCUUUAAAAUGUGACGCAAAGUAGAAGGGGUUGCCAAAAACGUGCUCCAUAUUAUAGUAUUUAUUUAGGUUUUAUAACCUAAAAUAGAAAUAGUUUUAAGGCAAAUUUAGAUGUUUCAUAUACCUUCUUGCUUUUGGACACUGAGAAUUUGCUAUUGAACUCCUAUGAGUACUCGGAGUUGAUGAAAUGCAUCCCGUGGAGUGUUCCUCUUUGUUCAGUCAGAGUUGUUUAUUAUUGAAGUUUUCAUAUUGUGCUAUUCUCCCUGCUGCUGAAAAGUAAGAUAUGAUCUUCAACAAUGUGUUUGCUUAAUGACUCAUGCAAAAUAGGAAAGUGGUGGGAGUUGGGGAUUCCUGUCUGUUUGGAUAGUAUACGAUCAUCACUGAGGCAAAAUAAGCUGUCUUUACUCUGUAUUAUACACAGAUGUCCUUGUAGCACUGUGUCUAAUGUUGUGCACAGUUUCCUUUGUACAGGGUUCUUUAGCCAAACUCCUGGCUAAAACCGGUGGGUUCUUACAAUCCAAAGCCCAAAAUGGCAAAAUGUUAAGCUUUUAUUCGUCUUAACAACAAAUCGUUAAUCAGAAAAAAAACAAGAUUUAAACACAUGCACUUGAGAGACCUCUUGUGUCACAAUUUACUUGUUUACUUUGUUGUAGUUAACUGUUUGAAGGGAAAAAGCUAGAAACAUGGCAUUUCACUUAUAUAGUCUUCUUGUGCACAAAUGUAGAAUAAUGAUGAUGGUCUGGGCUCUUUUUUGUAGCCAUCAACAUUUCUUUAAAAACCACAAGUUUUCCCCCAAGGCUUAAACAAUUAAAGAAAUGAAAGGGAAUCCCUAUUUCAUAUUAUGUUCUUUAUUUAUUUUUUUUUUCAUUUCCUGAUUACUGAUAUGUUAAGACCAUUCAGAGCUUAAUAAUUUGCCAUUUUGGCCUUGGCCUAUUUUUUUUUUUUUUUUUUUUUUUUUUUUUUUAAACUAGGAUUGCUUAAUGGUCCCUUGUUUCAAAAACUGAAUGUGUUUAGUUCAAUUUCACAUGUUCAUUAUGUCAGUGUUGGUGGUUAAUGUUUUUACUCACAUUGUAAAGAAACGUUUUGUUUGCACCCUUAAUGUUUUUAUUGCACUUUAAUUAUGUUGGUGUCUUUUUUUGUUUAUUUCUGUCAAACAGCAGAGAUGUGGAGAAAUGUCAUGUUUGUAUACUUUAGGUCAAUUUUAAAACAAUUAUCCCUUUUUUUUUUUUUUUUUUUGGUAAGAUUUGUGUAUCAUAAAGAAAUAGGAGCAUAUAGGAGCCACUGAAUUAUAGAUUCAUUUUCCAUGUCCAUUUUCCCAUUUGUGUGUAUUAAACAGAGGCAAAAAAACCCAUGUUUUCUGUGGAAGGAGGAAAAAAAAAAAUUUCACUGAGGUUAUUUGGUGUUCUGUCAAACUGUGGAGAGGGAGGGGACUGUGUUUUCUGGUAUGUGAACUUGAAAGCAUGCAUUGUGUUAGAGUAUAUAAUAUUCUAUACUGGGACUUUGUCUAGCCUUGUGGUGUUGUAGGGGUAAAAUGGUGCAUGGACAGUUUUUCAGAGCUUCUGGAUGCCAUGUGCAAGGGGAAAACUUUCAGACAGAUGAUUCGCAAACUCCUGUUUAUUCUGUUAUUUUUUUUUUUUUGUCCAAAUCUACAAUAUGUGGAUAAAUGUCUUUUUUAAAACAGACAUUUAGAAAGUGAGUCAGUUGGUCAGGAAUGCAGACCCGUUGUAUUAGUUUGUGUUAAAUAGUCUGUCUGUCACAAUAGUCUGCAUCACCUGCAUGCUUGGAUAUACAGUACAUACACACGUGUGCAUGUGGGCACACACAUACCGAGAAAGGCAUAUAAACUUUUAUAGCAAACCUGCUCCUUACACCAGAUGUUUUGAAUGUGUUAAGUUAUCGACUGUAUUGAUGUCAUGUGUGACCUUUUGUCUAAAAGUUUGUGGAGCUAAGUGUUCUGGAAAAUGAUAGUCUUGGUCAAAUUGUCUAUAUAUAUAUAUAUAUAUAUAUAUAUAUAUAUAUAUAUAUAUAUAUAUAUAUAUAUAUAUAUAUAUAUAUUAGUUUUUUUUCCUAAUGUCAUCUGAUGCAGAUUCUUUUACUGUACAGAUUGCAACGAGGGGGAAAAAGCUGAAAAGAAGUCUGAUUUUUAUCAUAAAAUGUAUUUGUGUCCCAAAAAAAAAAAAAGUUGUUGUACUUCAUUUUAUCACAGAACUUUGUUGCAAUUGUUUACCAGAAAACUGAGCAUGUAUGUGUCUGAAUAAUAAAACAUGUUUUACAGAAUCAGAAA
Messenger RNA from Silurus meridionalis, 5720 nucleotides. It is a transcript of the gene kctd2, whose product is annotated as potassium channel tetramerization domain containing 2. Lineage: Eukaryota; Metazoa; Chordata; Actinopteri; Siluriformes; Siluridae. Gene Ontology annotation, biological process: proteasome-mediated ubiquitin-dependent protein catabolic process; protein homooligomerization. The coding region runs from base 878 to 1678 and encodes 266 amino acids. Gene Ontology annotation, cellular component: cytoplasm; Cul3-RING ubiquitin ligase complex. The transcript is spliced from 6 exons. The record is from RefSeq and is a predicted model, not a curated record. Gene Ontology annotation, molecular function: cullin family protein binding.